Molecule: messenger RNA, 5613 nt
Organism: Caretta caretta (loggerhead turtle)
Lineage: Eukaryota; Metazoa; Chordata; Testudines; Cheloniidae
Gene: GTF2A1
Product: general transcription factor IIA subunit 1
Biological process (GO): transcription initiation at RNA polymerase II promoter; transcription by RNA polymerase II
Cellular component (GO): transcription factor TFIIA complex
Source: RefSeq, a predicted model, not a curated record
CCCGCGUCCCCCUCUCGCCCUGGCCGCUCGCGCAGCUGCUCGGCUCUUGCUAUAUAAAGGGGCGAAGCGGGCAGAGCGGGCGGCUGGUGGCGGCGGCUGCAGCCCGAGGGUCGGCGAACGAGGCCGGGCCAGGCCGCGGGGCUCCCCGUGUGCCGGGGCGGGACGCGCGGGGCUCGGGGGGGACGCGCCGGGCAGGUUUAUUGUUUUAGGGGCGACUCCGCCGUGGUGGGGGUGUCCCGGGGGGCUCGGGACAUGGCGAGCUCGGCUAACACAAACCCCGUGCCUAAACUGUACAGGUCCGUAAUCGAAGAUGUCAUCAAUGAUGUCCGAGAAGUUUUUUUGGAUGAAGGAGUAGAUGAACAAGUCCUUCUGGAACUCAAAACACUGUGGGAGAACAAGCUGAUGCAGUCCAAGGCUGUAGAUGGGUUUCAUUCAGAAGAACAGCAACUUUUGUUGCAGGUUCAGCAGCAGCAACAGCAGCAGCAGCAGCAUCACCACCACCACCAUCAUCAUCAUUCACAACCACAGCAGACUGUGCAGCAGCAAUCCCAGACACAACAAGUCCUUAUUCCUGCAUCCCAGCAAGCACCUCAGCAGCAGGUUAUUGUGCCAGAUUCAAAGUUGAUACAGCACAUGAACGCGUCAGGCAUGAGUGCGGCUGCCACUGCAGCUACCUUGGCUUUGCCUGCUGGUGUUACUCCUGUUCAGCAGAUACUUACAAAUUCAGGCCAGAUCCUGCAGGUAGUUAGAACUGCAAAUGGAGCUCAGUAUAUCAUUCAGCAACAGCAGCCAGUGGUUCUACAGCAACAGGUUAUACCACAGAUGCAGCCUGGUGGUGUACAAGCUCCUGUUAUACAGCAGGUUUUGGCUCCUAUCCCUGGAGGGAUCUCCCAGCAGACAGGAGUGAUUAUUCAGCCGCAGCAAAUCCUAUUUACAGGGAACAAAACACAGGUCAUACCCACAACAGUGGCAGCUCCUACACCGGCACAAGCACAGAUUACUGCUGCCAGUCAGCAGCAACCACAGCAACAGGCACAACCACAAGCACCACUUGUACUCCAAGUUGAUGGAGCUGGAGACACAUCAUCUGAAGAAGAAGAAGAUGAGGAAGAAGAUUAUGAUGAUGAUGAAGAGGAAGACAAAGAAAAAGAUGGAGGUGAAGAUGGCCAGGUUGAAGAGGAGCCCCUUAAUAGUGAAGAUGAUGUGAGUGAUGAGGAAGGACAAGAGCUGUUUGAUACAGAGAAUGUUGUCGUAUGUCAGUAUGAUAAGAUCCAUAGAAGUAAAAACAAGUGGAAGUUUCACCUCAAAGAUGGCAUAAUGAAUCUCAAUGGAAGAGAUUAUGUAUUUUCCAAAGCCAUUGGAGAUGCAGAAUGGUGAAGUUUUUAAGACAAAACAAAAAACUAGAAAAAAAGAAAAAAUCAGAAAGGUUGAGACUUGGACAUAAACUUCAACCAAAACUUACGUCUGCACAUCAGAAAAGAACAGUACCAACAAAACUACCGCAACAAAGGUAGAGCGUGGCAACAUAGACACUACUUCAAAUGGGCAAGCCAUGGAACUGUAGCAGCUAGCAUUGUCUGGGAUACCUUAAUUAUCAAUUCUAUAUACAGGUACCUGCAGCUGGUAAUUAGCAUGUAAGGCUUUGUCUCCCUGUUCCUCCCCUUGGGUUAAGGUUUUAAAAUUUCUUCCACUGAACUGAAGGAACUCUUCCCUUUUGAUAUACUCGUAGUCUGACAAUGCUUAUGUGUGUACAAAUCUUUGUUUUGAACACUUCCUUUUGGUAGUGAGGGUGGUCAGAAUAUUGUUUGAACGGUGUGCAGGCUUUGUACAGAAGAGUAAGAAUUAAGGUGAUACAUUUUAAUUAUCUUGUAUAACAAAAAUAUUUUUAAUUCUGCUAUAGUCAUGUAUAAUUUUAACUACAGUUAAUUUUCUCAAUUCUUCUCCCAUAAACAAAUUUUCAUUCCUAGCAGUUACAAAAUGUAAAAUGAUUACUUAUAUUUUCGAGCCAUUUCAAUUUGACAUGAAUGACUCUUUUCAAAAGUGCUGAGCACCUGUAGCUCCUUCUGAAAACUCAAACCACUUACUUUAUUUUUAAAAACAUUCUUGGCAUUUGAAGUGGUUCAGCCUCACGGAGCUCAGAGGACUCUGUGGUAGCUUUCCUUCACUUCUUUAAAAGAUCAGUGUCUUGGAGACCUUGCAAAUGAAAACUCCAGGUAUUUUGAUCUCUUAGUGUAUGCAUUCCUCCAACCACUUACUACAUUUACAGCCCAGGCAUCCAUGAAUACUGUUGGACAAAUACUACAGGAAUGGCUAAACUGGAUAAGGGAAAGUAUAUAUAUAUAUAUAUAUAUAUAGCCAUUUAUACCUUACCUAAAGUUCUGCUAAUCAGGAAAUAGAGCUUAAUUGUAAAAUACCCUGUAAUUUUAAAGUAUAUUCUUAUUGACAAGUUAAGAUGUGUUGCAGGGAACCUGUUUAAAAUCUCCAAGUGACAUGGUUCUGCUUGCAAUCAGGCUUUCAGGAAUGGAGUUCCUGCUGCAGCAGAGAAGAGGGAAUUGGAAUUCUAGAUCAGACAUUUCCAACGAAGGAGUGAGCAUGCUUUAUGUGGUUCCCCAUUACAACUUAAUGUUCUUACUAGCUACCUGAAAAGCAAUGAAAAGAAGGCAGAGGAAGUCAAAUGUAACUCAAAUUAGGGAGAACUGCAGAAGCAGAAACUUUACCCACUACUUCUUGGCUUUUGUUCUUGCAAAAUGAAACUUUUAAAAUAGUUUUUAAUGAAAUCACAAGUGUAUUUAAUCAGCACUGUAUAUUAACUGCCUUCUGUCUCCCUUACCUGUCUUUCGUUACUGAUCUCCAAAUGCAUUCAUAGUCUCAGUAGCUUACAGGAAAUGCACAGCACAUUGCAAGGAAGAAAUCUGAGCAGUUACAUAUGUUUUUGCACCUGUGGUGUUACUAAAUAGAACGAAAUUGUCCUUAAUUCACAUGUAGAGCCAUAUGUUUAUUAGUAAACCACCUGAUCUGCAUACAUUGUAAAUGUCAUUAAAGUUCAGUUUCUGGUGUUACUAACUCAUAGGUAAUUAAUGCUCUACUCAUUUAGGAUACAAAUUUGGCUCUGGACUUCAAGGUAUCUCAUGCUGAGUGGCGUUUUCUUUUUCUCUGUACAAAGCAGAAAUUUUGUGGUUUUUUUUUUAAUGUGCCACUAUACUUUUAAAGCAUAUGUGAUUACAAUGAAAUCAAUUACUUAUCAACUAAUUAUUACCCUUGCUUCUCUUGUGUAUCUUUGAGUAGUGUUGAUGGCUAUCACGAGUAGAUUCAUAGCCUUUCAAAUUACUUAAAUAUGGACUUAGAACAAAUCCCAUAUAGUGCACAAAUCAACCAAUGAAACCCCUUUAGCUACAGAUUCCUGUUUAUACUACUGGAACCCAGAUUACUGUACAAGAUAUUUAGUCUCUUCUUACAUUUAGGGUUCUUCACCCACAUGUUUAGAGCAGACAUUGCAUAGCCUUUUUAUUUAUUUUAAGGGAUACCACAGCUUUAAAGAUGACUUAAAUUUAGUUUAUCUCGAAGGAUGUUUAGAAACCAUCUGUACAUGCACAGUGUCUUGCAAAUUAAUUAUGGUAUGCUUGGCAGAUGAGGGUUUUGGUCUUUUAAUACAAGUACCUGUGAAGUCUUCUGAAAGCCAGUCAAAUAUAAACAUACCAAACUGUGCUCUUAUUGCUAUGUCAAGUGUUCCUUUUUUAAAUCAGAAAGCAUGUUUUAAUUUCAUUUUAUUGUAGCAGCUUGCUGUAAGAAUGUAGUUUGCUUAAUUUUAUUAUUGUACUUGAAUUUUAAUCAUGGUUUUAAUGUUGUAAUUGAACAGACCAUUUCAUUAGAUUCCAUUCCUUUCAGAGGGCAAGGGAUUCCCAUGUUCAUAGUUUUUAAAUUAUUAAUUUUUUUUCUUGAAAGUAGAAAAUAGAUUUUUCAUUUAAAUAGUUCAGUAUUAUGAAGGCAAUUAACGGUUUCAAGAGGGCUUAUGUUUAGAUUUGCACAGAUAACAGAGCACCUUUUUUGACUUUAAGAUGGAAAAAAUAGGGACGAUAACUUCAUGGUUAAAAUAUUAACCUUCAGGGCUAAUGGAAAUUUACAGAGCAACUGGACAAAGUUGGGAGUCUUGUGCCUUCUCAAUUUGCAGAUAUUCCUGCUUUGUCAGCAUGAUGAUACUCGAGGUCUAUUGGAUUCCUGAGACAGUAGGUGUCCUGCAGUGCUUCAGUCAUAAAUAAACAUUUUAGCUCUAAUUAUAUUGGCUUUUUAGUGUGUGCAAUCAUUUAAUAAAAACAUCAAAGUUGAAAAGGAAUAAAAAUAUGUUGUCUGCUAAGGAGAUAAUAGAGACUUAGUCACAUAAGGAACUUUAUAUUGGACUAUUUAAAUAAAAUUUAUAACUUUAUUCUCUCCUGCCCCCAAUGUUAGUGGCAAAAUGUCUGAGGUUUCAUCCACCUUUUUCCUGCAUUGUAAUUUCAAGCUGCUUUUUGACCUGAGUAUUUUCCUAUCAACAGAUCAUGACAAGUAUAAAGAUUGUGGUCGCAGGUUUAUUCUCUAAGGGAUUAGAUUUGGUUCUGAAGCACAGUUGCUGGAAAAGAGCGAAUAACAUACUAAAUGUGAUCUAACAGUUUUGUAUCAGUGUGGUUUUUUGUUUUUUUCUAUUUUUAAUGCAGUGUAAGUAAACUUUGCUGGGUUUCAGUUUUGUUUUGUGAAAGUAACUGUAUCAUCCAUUAAUACCCAAAAGCAAUUAUGUCACCAUAAAACGCUACCAGGAAAAAAUUUUGUUAUUCCAAUGCAGGAGAAAAAUGAGACCCUUUUCACUAGAGUUCACUUUGAAGUUUGUCUUCCAUUUGAAAAAGUUCCUUUUUUGUUGUUUUGCAGGAUGCAAUAAAAUGUUUAAGAAUUAGACCUGUGGCUUUAGGGUACUGCACACUGUGGAUUUUUAUUGGGUCGCCUUAUACAGCUUUGCAAUUUUUUAUAAAGAUUUAAUUCAAAGUUGUUUCAGAUCUUGAGUUUAGUGGUUACAAAAGACGGGGGAAACUUGUAUGUUGUUACAUUUGUGUCUUUAGUCUUGAUUUCCUAUUAUUCUGAGUGCCUGGGGCAUAUGUACAAGCCAGGCCUUUUUUUCAUGCAAAUCAAGCUACUGUUGCCUACUCUUUUUCGUGGUUCACUUUUUUAAAAUUUAGUUUGGAUUGGAUACUGAGGACAAAAAGGAACUUUUUUAAACAGGAAGAACUAUUUUGGAUUAGCUACAUGUGUAGCCAUCCAAAGUUCACUUGUUCCAGCGUGCAUAGGGUACUAAUAAAAAUAUGGGGAAGGGGAACGUCCUUUUCUGCUGUUCUGAGCUACUAUUGUCAACUGCUGUUGUACAUAUACUGUUAUGUGUAAGGGGGUAAAUAUAUUUAUUAUGUUUGUAAAAUUCAUUCUGUACAAUUGCAGAUCAAGGUUGCUCUUCUGUGAUAUACAGGAUAUUAUGUUUCAAAGGCCAUGCUUGGAAUACAAUUAGAGAACUUAGUAUUUUGAUGUACUAAGACCUAUUUUAAGUUUAAUAUUUUGCCUUUGCAAAAACUUUAAUUAAAGAUGUUAUUUAAAAAAUAA